Molecule: messenger RNA, 1052 nt
Organism: Trichogramma pretiosum
Lineage: Eukaryota; Metazoa; Arthropoda; Insecta; Hymenoptera; Trichogrammatidae
Exons: 5
Coding region: 117-845 (242 amino acids)
Source: RefSeq, a predicted model, not a curated record
UGUAGCGUCUAGCGGCUACUGUACACAGAUUAGUCUCCGGCUAUCUCUUGAUUUGGACGCACGUUCGAAACUUGUCAGCAUCAGUUUCCAAAUUGCCGAACUUUAAUAAAAACACCAUGAAGCGACCGUCAUUCAUACUUCUAUUCGUUAUUCUAACUUUGAAUGAAGAAAUCGGCGCUUUAACUGUGCCGUGUUCUUCGGACGAUGCUUGUCUGCAGGUGAUCAAUGCAGCUAAUAAGCCGAAAUGUCACGCACCGCUCUGCUACUGCAUCAAGCCGGGAAAACAAAUUUACGAGCCCUGCACAGAGAAAGAACUCAGCGUCAAGCCGAGAUCUCGAGAUGAAGCGACUACUGUGGGCAAAGUGGACGGCUGCUCGAAAACGGAAGACUGUCAAAAAGUAAAGAUGAGCGUCUGCAAGUCCGGCGCGUGCGAGUGCCCGGAGACGCACAUCCUGAACGGCAAUCGAGACAGCUGCCUGCCGAAAGCUCAGAAUCUCGACGACGAGUGCACCGAGAGCGUCCAAUGCGCCGCCGACAGCCUCGGCGAGGCCCUCUGCGUCGAGCGUCGCUGUCGCUGCGAGCUCGGGCAUCAUUACAGUGCCUCGAGCAAACGAUGCAUUCGUAAUACAGAGUAUGGUCACCCGUGCGACAGAGCUAACGAUAGCUGCUACCAUUCCGAUGGCAAGGGUGGAGAUAAUACAUUGGAAUGUCAAGGUAAUACGUGCGCGUGUAAGCCAGAACACUUUCUCAACAAUGAAUUGGUCUGCGUAUAUUCAGGUGCUGCCAUGAAUAUAGUGCAACUGUUUUUACUUUUUAUAAUGUUACUUUUGUUAAAAAUGAAUUGAAAAAUUCAGGUUGCUAUCUUUUCUAUAUUGUUAUUGAAAUUGUUUAUAUUCUGUUAUUGAAUAUUAAGUUAAUGAAAUUGUUACUGUUCCUCCUAAUUUCCUAAUUAUCCUAAUUUUUAAAUAUUGUUACUGUUCCUUGUUACUGUUCCUCCUAAUUUCCUAAUUAUCCUAAUUUUUAAAUAUUGUUAUUUUUAAUACAAAUUGUAU